AUGGUAGGCAUGAAGAGGAAGAUUUCGAUGGAGAAGAUAGAGAAGAAAGACUCGCGAUCGGUUGCUUUCUCCAAACGCCGUAACGGUCUUUACAGCAAAACAUCGGAGCUCUGUCUUCUCUCCGGGGCACAAGUUGCUAUCUUAGCGACUCCGAUUUCUUCCAAAUCAAAAGUCUCCUUCUACUCUUUUGGCCACUCUUCGGUCGAUAACGUCGUCUCCGCUUUCCUCAAGAAGCAGCGUCCUCAGGAGGAUCUAGGGUUAGGGUUUUGGUGGGAAGACGAGAGUCUUGCCAAGUCUGAGGAUACGAAGGAAUUAAGUGACGCGGUCGGCUCAAUGUCGAGAAUGUUGCAAAAUCUGAAGGUAUUGCAUUCAGUCGCCGUGGAAAAUCGUGAGGACAUGAAGAAGAAGGAUGUUGUUAUACAAGAAACUCAUCAAGAGCUUGAUAGAGAUCAAACCCUAAAUCUUCAAUCGACGACUUGUGCAAGUUCCUGCACUCAUGAUGAUCCUCCUGCGGAUUUCGAGGGGCUCGUCAAGAACAGUGGAGAGGAGGAUCAGACGAUCUUAGCAAUGUCUGACAUCAACAAUAACGACAACAACGGUUUAGUGCUUGGAAACUUGGAUGGUUGGGAUCAAGAGCUGGAUCUUGACCAAAUCUUUGAUUUCAUGACGAGUUCUGAAGGUUUAUCCAUGAAUAUGGAGAUGGAUGAUGUCUCAACGAAUCGAAAUUCCUGCUCUGAUUCUGUAGCAUAUGAAGAUGGAGCAAUGGUGAUUCACAGUAAUUCGGAUCAGACCGUAGCGACAUCUGACAAGAACGAAAACAACAUCAAUGCUUUGCCUGUAGAUCACUUGGAUGGGUGCAAUCAAGAGCUGGAUCUUGAUCAAAUCUUUGAUUAUAUGACGAGUUCUGAAGGUAUGUCCAUGAAUUUGGAGAUGGAUGAUAUCUCCAUGAUGAUGAAUACGUAUCAAAAUCUGUGCUCUGGCUCUGAAGCUGUUGAAGAUAUUGAGGCAGUGGUGUUAGACAGAGAUUUGGAUGAGGAUAAUCCCCACUUAUCUGAUUACUUCAAUGAGUUAACCUCCAUUACUGCACUUUGA
This is a messenger RNA of Eutrema salsugineum, 1092 nucleotides long. RefSeq names its product agamous-like MADS-box protein AGL97. Gene Ontology annotation, biological process: positive regulation of transcription by RNA polymerase II. Bases 1 to 1092 code for a protein of 363 amino acids. The transcript has a single exon. The record is from RefSeq and is a predicted model, not a curated record. NCBI's taxonomy places the organism in Eukaryota, Viridiplantae, Streptophyta, Magnoliopsida, Brassicales, Brassicaceae. Gene Ontology annotation, molecular function: protein dimerization activity; DNA-binding transcription factor activity, RNA polymerase II-specific; RNA polymerase II cis-regulatory region sequence-specific DNA binding.